Molecule: messenger RNA, 1979 nt
Organism: Cyanistes caeruleus (blue tit)
Lineage: Eukaryota; Metazoa; Chordata; Aves; Passeriformes; Paridae
Source: RefSeq, a predicted model, not a curated record
UGCGCCACCUAGCGGCCCGCGCUGAGGGCCCGGCAGCACAGGCUGUGCCGAUGAGCUUCCUUUCCAAAGUGUGAAGCACCCGGAGCGCCUUAAAACGCUAAAAAAGGGAGCUGGGGUGUGUUAAAUGCAAUUGAAAAUAGUUCCGGGGUAGGAUCAUGCGGUCCUCUUCUGGUAGCCCGUCACCAGUGAACAGCAGAGCUUUGAUGGUCACUUCCUGGUACAACAGCGGCUGAAUGUGCAUUAAAUUUGAAGAAGAUUUAUACAGUACAAACAGUGCAGGAUUUCUGGAGUGUCUACAACAACAUUCCUCCUGUGACAAACUUGCCUCUGAGAUGUAGCUACCAUUUAAUGCGGGGAGAAAGGCGCCCGCUUUGGGAAGAAGAAAGCAAUGCCAAAGGAGGUAUAUGGAAAAUGAAGGUCCCCAAAGAAAGUACGGCUGCAGUUUGGAAAGAGCUUCUGCUAGCAACUAUUGGAGAGCAAUUUACAGAUUGUUAUGCAGCAGAUGAUGAAGUAGUAGGGAUAAGUGUCAGUGUUCGUGACCGUGAAGAUGUUGUUCAAGUCUGGAACAUGAAUUCCUCUUCAGCAAGUGAAGCAAAAGUUGUAGAAAAGAUUCAUAAACUUCUCCCACACACAUCUUUUAAAGCGGUCUUUUAUAAAUCCCACAGAGAGCAUCAUGCUUUUGAAGGCUGACGUGGAAAGCAUUGAGUGCAUUAUAUGCCAAGAUCAUUUGUUGUUAUUUGGUGUCUUGUGCUGGUCUGGACGAGGAGGAGGAUGGUGGAAGCCCUGUAGAAGUGCUACAUGGGGUUAACCCUUUUGAGUUUCUGACAUUUCAAACUGGCCUAUUGCUACUGAUAAUGAAAAAACCCAAACAGUUGCCUUGACCACUAAAUACGUGAUUCAUUGCUUCAUGUUGAGUUGGUGUAUUCAGUUCUUAGUUGUUUCUUUAAAAAGAUAUUUUGGCCACAUGUUUGUUCAAUCCGACUAUAUUUGUUUCCAUUUCUUUAAGAUAGUUGGUUUUUUCUUCUGUGCUGUACUUAGUGAAAAGCAAACAUACAGAGAUGCUAUGCUGCUUUUCCAAGAUGUGCUGUACAAAGAGGAAUUCUGGCUUGGGGAAAUGUGUUUUCAAUUUUCACUAUGAAACAUUCCUACUAUGUUAAAAUUUACUCACUGGUUUUGUCCCAAGAGAGAAAGAAAUUGCACUGCAUUUAUUCUUAUGUACAGUGUAAUCUGGUUUUACAGUGACAACAGCACAUACUGUAAAUGUAAAUAGAAAAGGGUGCCUUAAAUGAGCAAUUAAAAAGAAUACAUUUAUAUUGGGACUAACCCUGUGUAGGGUGAUGUUAAUGUCUUUUAAUUGUAUUGAUUUUAGAAGAGCCCUUGUUCAGGUUAGAAUCAGAAAUUUCUCGGUGGGAAACCCUGCAAACUCAAUACCUCUUAUUUAAGGGUGACAGGGUAUUUAUGGUUUUAUAUUAUAUACUCUCUUAUGGUGCCUUUCUGUACAUAAAAAAGUGUCAUGAAUAAUUUCUAAUGAAUUGUAGAAACUGGAUCCGUCUCUCCCACUUCAAGUAUGUCAGUGUCUGUGUCUGCACCCACUGGUUCAGUGUCAGAAUUGCUGCUGACUUCAGUGCAAAAAGAUCCCGUUGUAGUUUCAAGCCCUCUUCUACUUCUUCAACUUCCUAAGUAUCCUUUUUAAAAUAAACAAAAAAUACAGAAAAGAAAUUUGUGUCACAGCUUGAAUAGGAAUAUAAACAGUGUUAACCUUUAAAUGUUUGUCUAUAUUAACUAUUUGAGGUGUUUUAACUACCAAAGAUUGAUGUGGUUCCUUUUACAAGGUAGAGAUGAACAUACCCUCUGCUGAACACUCCUUCAUCCUUUAGAGGUUUUUGAAGAGCUGGCAGCUCUUUAAGUUGCACUGAUUUCUACAUCUUUAAUAUAUUAAGAGGCAGCCAUAAAAAUCAAAUAAAUUUUAAAAUAAGUAA